UGAUGAUCGGUUUUGUUCAUUUGCAACUUUUGACUAAAAAAAGCAGCUCAUAGCAGCGGUUAUGCCUUUUUCCGCCGCGAGUUCGAGCUCCGUAAGCUCAAUCGCUGAAGAACCGCCGCCAAAGAAACAGCAUGAUCCAUCGCCGUCCUGUUCAUCGUAUCUGUUACUACUUCCAGACGAAAUCAUUCUGAAUUGCUUAGCACGCUUGCCGAAAUGUUACUACCCGGUGAUUUCACUCGUCUCCAAGACCUUUAGGCGUCUCAUAGCUUCACCGGAGAUCUACGUUGAAAGGUCAUUACUUCGCCGCACCGAGCGUGUCCUUUAUGUUGUGCUUAGAUCUCACGCUACAGAAACUCCCCGAUGGUACACUCUCAAUUUCAAACCCUUUGGAAAUGAUUCAAAUAACCAUAGAUUGGUUCCGAUUCCGUCGUUUCCUUCGAUUCCUUGCUGGGGAAUGUCAAUUGUCGCUAUUGAUUCUGAAAUUUACGUCCUUGGUGGAUGCAUUGAUAAUGAAUUGGUCUCCACUGGGUUUGUCGUCGAAUGUCCAUCUCACACGUGUCGUCUCCUCCCUAGCAUGAAGCAGGCACGUGGCUGCGCCGCCGUGGGAUUUUUUGAUGGGAAAUUGUAUGUAAUCGGAGGUUGUAACCCUCUGUCUGUGAAUUGGGUAGAGGCUUUUGAUCUAAAGACUCAAACUUGGGAGUCUGGUUUGGGUGUUAAUAAUGUGGAAAUGCAUGACUUAACCAUCAGAAGUUUUGCGAUAGAUGAUAAGAUUUACAUUAUGGAUCGAAAGAAUAGCUUUGUUUAUGAUCCUAAAGAAGGUACGUUGGAGACUGAUGAGUUGUUGGACACACAAUGGAGUGUUGGUUCUUGCGUCAUUGAUGGAAAGAUUUACACUUUUGGUAGCAAGAAUAGAAUAUGGGUGUUUGAUCCAAUUGCCAUGGUUUGGGAUCGCUUGAAGGGUCUCGACGAUCUUCCUGACAAGCGUGAUGGCUCGAGAAUGUCGAAUCUCGGGGGAAAUCUUGCGAUUAUGUUUAACCUUGAGAAGGGUUCAACCAAAAUCUGUUGCACGGAGAUCAGAUUGGAAAGGAGGGAAGGAGGAAAGAUUUGGGGGACGGUCCUGUGGUCUAAUAUUGUCAUUACCUUGAAAGAACCUUCCACCAUUGUACGAUGUCUAACUGUAACAGUUUGAUAAAGCUUCAAGCUUGAAAAUCAUAUCUGUAAACGUGUACCGGAGCAGCUUGUUCUGUUCAAGAUGAAACAAACAACAUACGAGGCUUUAUUGGAUAUUGGUAUCCAGAACCUAAUAUAGAUAUCUUUUGGAACUUUGGGCUAAGUUAUGCAAUAUAUUUCUCUUGUUUCUUUGUUGUACGACUCUUAUGUAUGCAAGUAUAUUGUAUGAUUAAUAGAAACUAUGUUACCAGCUGUUUGUUUAACAAAGAUCAAACCAAUAACAUUUG
Arabidopsis thaliana (thale cress) is the source of this 1457-nucleotide messenger RNA. Its product is annotated as Galactose oxidase/kelch repeat superfamily protein. The record is from RefSeq and is marked reviewed. The transcript has 2 exons. Lineage: Eukaryota; Viridiplantae; Streptophyta; Magnoliopsida; Brassicales; Brassicaceae. The coding region runs from base 62 to 1189 and encodes 375 amino acids.